Drosophila grimshawi is the source of this 2425-nucleotide messenger RNA. It is a transcript of the gene Atac2, whose product is annotated as cysteine-rich protein 2-binding protein. The record is from RefSeq and is a predicted model, not a curated record. NCBI's taxonomy places the organism in Eukaryota, Metazoa, Arthropoda, Insecta, Diptera, Drosophilidae. Gene Ontology annotation, molecular function: acyltransferase activity, transferring groups other than amino-acyl groups.
ACAACAGAUUGUUCUUGUCAACAACAAGUUUUGCUUGUUUUUAAUAGUUCGAAAUGCGUGGCAAUGCGCUUGGGAAACAAGCAACCACAUGCGACUAUUGCCACACAACCGUCGAGGAUGACAACUAUCUGGAUUGCCGCAUUUGUGAGCAGAUUGUGCACAUCAAAUGCUUGCCACAUGCGAGCACCCCAGGCGAUUUACUCGGCGACGUUUUCUUCGAUUUUACGUGCAUCAAAUGUGUGCGCAAAGAGCCACAAUCCGGAGUGGAGCCGCCCAAGGAGCGGCUUGUUCGCCAGCGCAUACCCUGGCUGCUGGUGCUGACGCUGACCCUAUACAAUUUGUCCAUCAAGUCGAAGGGGCUAAGUCAUCAUGGCUAUUUCCAUUGGCGGACGCACAUCAUCAGUUUCGUGAACAAGAACUGGAACUACAUAUUCGAGCCGCGAGCUCGCCGUCGCAAGCAAUGGGCUGGUUCCGUUUCGGGCGCACUUUCGCACAACAGCCCGGAAUACUUUCAGUCUGGGGUCAGUGUAUGCACCGAGACUGGCUGGUGGAAACUGGCCAAACCCCAUUUAACGCCGCGCAGCGUACGUGCUGAGUACGAGCAACGUUUGCUGGAGCGCCAACUGUUGCGCACAGAUCGACGCUUGCCGGUGGUGGACGAGAACAGCUGUGACAGCGAUUUAUCAGUCACAGAUCAUCUGAGCGAUGCACAGGCGACAGCCACGACGGAGGAAGCUGUGGAGCGCCUUCUGCCAGUCAGCGAAGGCUGUGCGCGAGCCAUUCCCUACAUGGGUCGCCCGCCGCCAGCAGUUGAGCAGCCAGCGGAGCUACAACAGCAAGAGCAGGAGGAGGGGGAUGAGCAGGAGCAAGAGCAUGUAAAGCAGGAGGAGGCAACGGAAGAGGCCUCACAGCAGCAGCCGUUGAGCAGCGUGCAGGCGAGUCUAAUGGAUUUUUUAGCGGAAAGCUUGGGAGGCGAUGACCUGAGCAUGUUUAUGCCACCGCCCCUAAUUGGAGCAGGCAAAACAGAUUUCUUUAUGUCCGAGGCACUGUUGGAAGCGCCCGGAAACAGUGCCAGCCUGUUCGAGCUGGAGCAUAACUUUGACAGCGAGCCGCCAGCGAUGAAUGAGAAAAAAAUGGAAGAAACUCCACCUAGCCCAAAAGUAGAGCAACCAAUGUCCGAAAGCGAAAAGGAACAGCCCAUGGAAACAGAGCCACAGACGGAGGAGAAUCCCGACUAUCAGCCGCGCAUUGUGCAGGUUACCAACUUUCAAGUGCAGGAGCAGCAAACACCACAAAGUAAAGAAGAGCCACCGGAGACAGCUAAGGAAAAUGAACUCACAGAGAUGGAGCAGGCAGAGAGUAGCAGCAUAAGUUUAGAGCGCUGCAAGCCGAGUGGAUUUCUUCGCCAGCCCCGACGCAAUUGGCCCUGGCUGCAGGAGACCGACGAGCAAGAGCCACAGGAGCAACAUCUUCGACCAAUGAGCGUCUAUGAGGAGCAAAAGUUGCAUCAGCAGCUUCACAAGAUCUUUCAACACGGCGCGAGCAAUAUACCCGGCCAUGUGAGGCGAUUCUAUCGCAAGCUGUGCCUGCGCAAAUGGAAGCGGGAUCACAAUCGCCGCAUAUUUAAUCUGGACGAGCAUAUUGAUCACACGGCGCGUGCACGUCUCCAGCUAUCAAAGCAGCAACAGACCCAGAUACUCGAUCGCUAUCAGCUGUUAGAGUUGGGUAAUCCGGACAAUCGCAAUUCAUUUUAUGCUCGCAUUGUGGGCAGCACGGAAUACGAACUCUUCGAGUCGCCGUACACACAACGCGUCCUGCAUCCGUUCAUCUAUCGCAGCCAGAAUAUGUCGCCAACUGUACGCUUGAUGUGCGAGCUGCAGCAUCGGGUGAAUCGUUGCCACCCCAGCCGAUCCACGAUAGACUUCUGCUAUGUGCGUCCACAGCAUAUACCGGCAGUGAAUGCGCUGCUCCAAAGCGUUUUCUGGCCCGGCAUUGAUGUGAGCGACUGUCUCAGCUAUCCGGAUUAUAGUGUUGUGGCGCUUUAUAAGAAGCUCGUUGUUGGCUGUGGCUUCCUCGUGCCCGAUGUGGGCUACAAUGAGGCAUACAUCUCCUUCAUGGCGGUGCGUCACAAUUGGCAACGUUCCGGCAUUGCUAGCUUUAUGCUCUAUCAUCUCAUCCAGACCUGCAUGUCUAAGGAUAUAACGCUGCAUGUGUCCGCUAGCAAUUCGGCGGUGAUGCUCUAUCAAAAAUUUGGCUUUAAAAUUGAGGAGGUCAUCCUUGAUUUCUAUGACAAAUAUUUACCGCUUGACUCCAAGCAGAGUCGCAAUGCAUUCUUUUUACGCCUAUUGCGAUGAGGAAUCUGCGAAAUGUUAAUCGAAUUACAGCCGAAAUGAGUUGCUAAUAAAAAUUAGAAUUAAAAGACAAA